GGAAGUGUCACGUGACACCUUGCGGCGUGCCAAUCGCAGCUCUGCAGUUUCUGGAGCCGUUUUCAAACUUGCUUCCUGCAGUUCAUCCGCAGCCCGAGAUAGUGUCACGUGUUCCGGGCGGCUCGGGUCACCCACACCCGGGGAAUGGAGACCCGCAUCGUCACCCCGGGGCCGUACCGGGCUACCAAGCUGUGGAAUGAAGUAACAAAAUACUUCCGAGCAGGAAUGCCCCUGAGAAAACACAGGCAACACUUUAAGACCUACGGGAAUUGCUUCACGGCGUCAGAAGCUGUAGAUUGGCUCCAUCACUUACUCAGACAUAACAGCAACUUCGGAGCUGACGUCACCAGGCAACAGACGUUGCAGCUUCUGAGAAAGUUCCUGAAGAACCACGUCAUAGAGGACCUGAAGGGAAGAUGGGGCACAGAGGAGCUGGAUGAUAACCACAUCCUUUACAGGUUUCCCUCCACCUCCCCGCUCAAGAGCAUCCCGACCCGCCAGCCUCUGUGGAAGAGAAGCAGCUUAGAAAAUGUCUUCAAAGAGAAGGAGAAUCUCUUCAAAAUGCCAAGUUUCUCUAGAAGGAGCCACAGCCGGCGGGGCUCCCGGGAUAAUGGGAGAGAACAAGAAAACGACGCUAUUGAAGUGAUGGAAGAUGACAGAGAAUGUGAGAGAGUUGGUCCAAAGGAGCUGGGCAAGAAAGAUAUGGAAGUUAUCUGGGGAAACAUCACCUUGAUCCAUCUGCAGAAAAUUCUCGCCUUGCCGUCGUUGGACGACGUCCUGAACCCAUCCCAGAUAAAUCCUGGCCACAUCAUGUACAAUAUGACGCACACCAGUAAGCACGGAGUCGUCUUUCUGCAAGAUAAAACAGAUGAUCUUCCUCACUGGGUCCUGUCUGCUAUGAAAUGUCUGGCAAACUGGCCACGCAAUAACGACCUGAGCCAGCCGACGUAUCCCGGGUUUGAGCGCGACGUAUUUAGGACGGUUGCUGAUUACUUCCUGAACCUCCCGGAGCCUCUCCUCACGUACGAGUUUUAUGAGCUCUUUGUGAAUAUCUUGGUCGUAUGUGGCUACGUAAUGGUUCCCCACAGGCGCAGCAGGAGGCAUAAACUAAAGAGAGAACCGCCCGCUCCGCAGCCAUCCAAAUCGCUGCAAUUAAGUGAUGCACAUUUUAAGUCGACAGAGUGCUUGCUCCUUAGCUUGCUGCGUAAAGUCCCCAAUGAAGAAGAAGAGGAUGACGACGACCAAAGCUUUGGAGAAAUCGGCAGGGAGCACAACAAGUUUGUACCACACGACUCCAACAAAGCGCGGCUGCACAUGUCUCUUAGUAGAUGGACAAGGUCUGGCCAGGUUAUGGGCGGCAGCUGUCAGAACCUUUCCAUCUCCAGAAGGGAUGCUAGCGCGCCUUUUAAAGCGCGACUACGCAGUUGCUCAAUGGAGGGAAUCGCAGAAAUGUCCUAUUCAGAAAGAGACUUUCCAGAGACGACUUCUCCAAUUUCACAGCCAUGUUCUCCAAACCUUCCGCCAGGUGAGGACGUUUCCUUGGGAAGCGACGUUGAAUCUUUCGGCCCGGCUCAGGCUCCGCAGCGCCAUCUUAUGUCCGAGAGCUCUUGUAAGCCGGAUUCUAGCGGACUCUUUAGAUCAAAGAGCCUGGGAGAUUACCUUGGGUCUUGUUCUAGUAUAAACGCUCCAAUCGCUGAAAUCACCGUGAAGCCCAGUCAAACUGCGCAAUGUAAACUGCAGAAGCGGUUGAGCUCUAUAGAGGGAAGAGAAGCGGCUGACCCGGAUAUCGUUGUAACCAAACGCCUGUGUCAGAGUACUAUGGAACUGUCUAGGUCCUCUCUCCCCUCCUCUGCACUGCACGCUUCCCAGCCCUGCACUGGCACGCAAAGCUUGCUGCAGCCUCACCUGGAGAGAGUCGCUAUAGAUGCUCUGCAGCUGUGCUGCCUGCUGCUCCCUCCUCCCAACCGCAGGAAGCUCCAGCUGCUGAUGAGAAUGAUCUCCCGCAUGAGUCAGAAUGUGGACAUGCCACGCCUGCACGAUGCCACGGGGACCAGAUCACUGAUGAUCCAGACCUUCUCUCGCUGUGUGCUGUGCUGUGCAGAAGAGGUGGACCUGGAUGAGUUACUCGCUACACGACUGGUCUCCUUCCUCAUGGACCAUCACCAAGAUGUCCUCCAAGUGCCUUGUUAUCUGCAGACGGCGGCUCAGGAUCAUAUCCAGUACCUCCAGAGAGCUCAUAUGAAUGACCCGGCUUCUGGCUUCUAUUUCUGCAAGCAGAUUAGCGCACAAGAGUUUGAGAAGCAGAAAGUCGUCGCAUCACAGGCUGCCAUUAUGGAACUUCUGGAGAACAUUGUGAAGGAUAAAAAUCUGUCGACGAAAGAGAAGAAGAAAAAGCUGAAACAGUUUCAGAAAGAAUAUCCGGAAAUAUACAAGAGCCGCUUCCCUACCACGGAGAGCGAGGCCAAACUCUUUGGGGAUAAACCUACAAUCAAGCAGCCAAUGCUGGUUUUGAAAAGGCCAAAAUUUCGCAGCUUAAGACACUGACUAGCACAGCGGUCCCCUCUGUAGGGAAGUUCUCCCCGUCUACCUUCCAACUUCACCUAAGGAACCAAUGGGUACACACUACGUGAUAUAUUGGCCAAUCUCUGAUCAUCAGAUAGUGUGUACCUACCAAUCAGAUGGGACAAUGCGGUGUUCUGUUAAGCAUGUGACGAUAUUGCGUCCUCGUAUGGCAGAUGGUGCAGUGUGUACAGCAAUGCGAUAUAUCAUUACAUCACCACAACAUUGUAAAGCCAACAAAUAGCUAACCAUGCGAUGUUGUAUGUAAAUGCCAGGGGACAGCUGACCUGUUAUCUGCACUAUGCUCUGGGCAAUUUCCCACCCACAAGAGCACUCACGGGGGGGAUAUGUGGGUAGGGCUGGGACCACUGACCAGUUAGUGCUUAUAAUGCAGACUAAAUGGCGAUUUUCAUGCAGCAUAUAGGCCGCUGUAUUUCAGAGGAAGGAUAGCACACAGCGGUUAUUUUUUGCACGUAGCUAUGUGUAAACCAUGCGGCUUUAUUUCUUGCAGGUGAACGAGGAUUAUGAUCCUGUACCUGUAUAUUUAAUGUGUCCCACGGACAGUUCGUCAGUCAUUCUGACAUUGUAGUGAGUUCUGUUCCGCUUUGAUGAUAUAUUUCCUAAUACUGAUGUGUGUUUCCCUCACCGUGAAAUGAAGAACGCUAAAUUACCAAAGAUUGCUACCAAGUACGACGUCUCCUGCUAAUAACAAGACUUGAAAACAAGGAACUUGAAUUAAAACUUUAUUCUUCAGGUUUAAAAGAACUUUAAUUACUGUGUAAAUGGUUGAUUUUGUAACUCUUACAAAUCUGAAAUGUUUCCAAGCAUUGAGGCCAUCUUACUUUUUUCAGAAUACGAAAGCCAAUCCGAUAACACUUUACAUUUUUAUUAGAGUCCUGGUCUCCUGACAGACAAACUUUCAUAGAAAGAAAAGCCAUUGUCCACAGCAUUUGUUUCCUUGAAAUGCUCGAUUUGAAAUAUUGGUGGUCAUUCCGAGUUGUUCGCUCUGUAAUUUUCUUCGCAUCGCAGCGAUUUUCCGCUAACUGCGCAUGCGCAAUGUUUGCACUGCGACAAGUAAAUUUGCUAUGCAGUUAGGUAUUUUACUCACGCCAUUACAAGGUUUUUUCUUCGUUCUGGUGAUCGUAGUGUGAUUGACAGGAAGUGGGUGUUUCUGGCGGAAACUGGACGUUUUAUGGGAGUGUUUGAAAAAACGCUACCGUUUCUGGGAAAAACGCGGGAGUGGCUGGAGAAACGGAGGAGUGUCUGGGCGAACGCUGGGUGUGUUUGUGACGUCAAACCAGGAACGACAAGCACUGAACUGAUCGCACUGGAAGAGUAAGUCUCGAGCUACUCAGAAACUGCACAGAGAAGUCUUUUCGCAAUAUUGCAAAUCUUUCGUUCGCAAUUUUGAUAAGCUAAGAUUCACUCCCAGUAGGUGGCGGCUUAGCGUGUGCAAUGCUGCUAAAAGCAGCUUGCGAGCGAACAACUCGGAAUGAGGGCCCUUGCCCGUUUACACAGUAGAUGGAACCUGUUUCCUGCACACCAGAAGAGGCCAUUUUGUGGGCUGGGCCAAUAUCCAUGAGAAUGCGGUUUAUUGGUUCUUUUAGGUCCAUAUGACAUAACCGAGCUAAUUUAUGCUCCUCCCACAAAAUGGCUGCGUCCGCUAUGUGUAGCGGACAGAUAUUCUUUAAAAGUUUGAAACCAGUCGUGCCUCGUGAGCUGACGCUUCAGGAAGUGUGUAUAUUUGCUGUAUUUGCACUCCAUUGUUAAUGUUCUCCUGUAUUUAUACAUGUAUUUUCAGUGUUUUUAUGUUUUUAAUUAUUCACUUUUUUUUUUUUUUACUUUCUAUGUAUCUGCAUGAAGAACUUGGCUUUAUAUUGUUUUUAAGAAAAAAGCUUAUGUUUUCUUUAAAGCUAAAA
Molecule: messenger RNA, 4478 nt
Organism: Pseudophryne corroboree (corroboree frog)
Lineage: Eukaryota; Metazoa; Chordata; Amphibia; Anura; Myobatrachidae
Gene: DEPDC1
Product: DEP domain containing 1
Exons: 12
Coding region: 145-2544 (799 amino acids)
Biological process (GO): intracellular signal transduction
Cellular component (GO): transcription repressor complex; nucleus
Source: RefSeq, a predicted model, not a curated record